Messenger RNA from Odontomachus brunneus, 2995 nucleotides. RefSeq names its product tetraspanin-31-B (gene Tsp97E). NCBI's taxonomy places the organism in Eukaryota, Metazoa, Arthropoda, Insecta, Hymenoptera, Formicidae. Gene Ontology annotation, cellular component: membrane. The record is from RefSeq and is a predicted model, not a curated record. The transcript is spliced from 7 exons. Bases 238 to 882 code for a protein of 214 amino acids.
CGCGCUGCUUCGGGCAGUAGCGAGCCGUCUGCCGUUGUGUGGGGUUUAGCUAGGCGGAAAAUUUGCACACGUAUUCGUAAGAGCGAAUUGCGCUUUCUCGCGUGACACGUAUCCCCCUUUCGCGUCUCCUCCUCGCACGACGAAAAUCGUCCACAGUUUCACGCGUUGCGUCGCGAAUCGACGUGAGCGGACCGUAGAGAUUCGACGAGGGCAGCGGACAGACGAGCGCAGCCGAAGAUGUGCGGCGGUUUUACGUGCUCUAAAAAUGCUCUGACAGCGCUCAACAUUCUUUAUAUCGUUGUUGCCUUUAUACUGAUAGGAGUUGCUGUAUAUGGAAAAGCAUCAGCCUUAGUCACAAAUCUCCCUAUUAUUGGUGGCAUUUUAGCAUGUGGAGUGAUCCUGAUUCUAAUCUCCAUACUGGGCCUGAUUGGUGCUGUUAAACACCAUCAGGUUUUACUGUUCUUUUACAUGCUUAUCUUAUUCCUUUUAUUCCUCAUUCAAUUCAGCAUCGCUUGCGCUUGCCUCGCUGUCAACACUAAACAACAAGAGCAACUGGCAGAGCAGGGUUGGAUGCGUGUUGACAAGGACUUGCAGAUCAAAGUCCAGAACACUUUUAAUUGUUGUGGAUUUAAUAAAACUCACGAUUCAGAAGUUCCUUGCGAUGAAGUCAAUAGAAUUUGUUGUGAAGCAGUCGACAUUGAUUUACCUUGUCCGCCUUGUCCCACAUGUAUUCAUAAACUGCAAUCUACCAUUGACUAUGCUUUCAAGUUGUGUGGCAGCAUAGGAUUAUUCUUUAGCUUUACAGAGUUCGUUGGUGUAUGGUUGACCGUGCGCUACAGGAACCAGAAAGAUCCACGAGCUAAUCCUAGUGCUUUCCUCUAGUCUAACACCAUCGCCAUGUCCUCUGUCACUUCAUACGAUCCUCCUAACAGAUGGUGAUUGCAGCUUUCUUGGCGAGACGUUAUCGAAAUCAAUUAGAUCCGCAAGAAAAGGCUGCAAGAGCCAUUUUCCCGCAACAUGAUUAUUUAUACUGAUACGGCGACAUACAUUUGCAAAGAAAUGAUUAUUCUUUCUUUUUUCUCCGUGCAAUUGACGCAAUAUUCUUAUCGAGUCUCAGGAGGAUAAAAAUAUCAUUGUCAUUUUAUCAACAUCAUUUUUGAUUGCCCGAAUAUGUUAUGUAACGUCAUGUCAUUUCUUAAAGGCUGAAAUUUAAAUUCUUCUCGAAUGUUGCAAUGGUUGUAUAGCCGUAAUGCUCAACAGAAAUAGAGACGCAUUCCUUUUUUUUUUCAAUCGGGCAAUUAUAGAUUUUAGAUCGAGUUAGACAAAUAAUAAUUGAAAUGUGUGCUCUAGUCAUACACUUAGAACACUCAUACUAAGCCUCAAUGCGCCUUGUAGUUUAGAGACAAAGAAAACAAAACCACGUAAGUAUAUCUUUAUUAAAUUUUUUUAUUUUGUUUUCGUCAAUGAAAAUGAAAGUGGUGAGAAUUUAACAUAACACUAUGAUAUUUAAUUGAAUAAUGUGGACACAUCACUUUAACCAUGGGCCUUUAAUCAUGGGCCGAUAUAAAUGGAGUGAGAAAUAAGCGAUUUAAUCUUUUUUUAAUAUUUUUUUUUAUGGAAGGGUAUGUAGUUUAUCACGGUAACGACAUAGAUAAUAAUAUCGAUGAUCGUGUCAUAAUCAUAUUUUUCUUGUAUGAAUAACAUCAUAUUAUAUAUAUACGUAACUAUUCAACGAUAUAAUAUUUAGAAAUUUAUAUCUUCCCGAACGAAACAAAUUUUGUCAUAUCGUCUUUGAGUAUUUUUGGAUAACUUUAUAGUAUUUUUAUGUAUUCGAAAAGAUAGCGUGUUACUUUAUAUAUCUCAAAUUUUCUAUAGCGCUACUAUGCACUUUUUUUUAUACGAAAAAUUUUCAUCGAAAUAAUCAAAUAAGAUUCUAUUCUACUUCUAUACAUUCAAAUACUAACUUGGAUGAAGUUAGACUUAUGUUUUCCUGACAGGCAUUUCAAAUUUAUAACUAUCUUUACGUUUUGAUAUUUGUUUUUAUACUUGCUUGUUACAUCAUGUAGAUGCUAUACGUGAAAAAAAUAUUACGAGAAAUUACAUAAAAUAUAAAUAAACAUAUAUCAAAUCUUACUGUAUGGUAAUGCCAUCCGUGAUAAUAUGAAAUCUAUCAUAUAUUUCAAGUUUCAUGUACUAAAAAUAUCCAAUACGAGUGCUUUGCUUGAAACAAAUUCUGAUUGUGCACUAUGAUAAAAUUUAUAAAUAAUAAGCUGAAUGUAAGAUGUCCUAAAAGGCCUGGUGGGAAGUUAUUGAUGAAUUUUGUAAGUCUUAUUUUUCUCCUUGCAUAAUGCAGGAUUUUUAAUGAAUUCUUUUUGCGGAUUUUUAAUCUUUAACGGUCCAUAACUUGAGAUAUUCAAGCCAUUUCGUUGACUUACAACUCAACUUAUGAUUUAUAAGUUUAAAAACAGAGAUUAAAAUAAGGUUAAAAUAGAGAUUGCAUUUUAAUUAAAGAGAAGUGUUUACUUACUAGAAGGUGUCUUUUGCGAAGUAAUAUCCUGCCAGGUCUUUCUCGGGCAAUGUAACGAGAGAAGUUGUGUCUUUACAAGGAACAUGACUUCAAUUUGCAUGGAAAUAUUGUACGUUUACAUCGUGCCGGUUCUAGACAUUAGAAAAUAUAGCAUAUUUUCUAUCCAAUCCUAUCACACGUGAAACGUAGACGGGAUGAUUAUUGCUGUUAAUUUUUGUUAAUGUCACGUUAAUUUUAUUGUUUCGUUUUAUGCGAAGUUCCAUAUCAAAGAGGCUAUUAAAGUAUGGUCAUUGUCUUCGCAAUUCAAUGACGGAUUGAACUCGUUGUUAUGUGUUGGUAAGAUCAAUUAAAACUUGACAGUUACGGUGAUCGGACACGCAAAAACGAGAUUCGCGCAAUUCGUUAUUGGACGAUAAAAUUAUAUAGUUUAAUGUGUCGUGCAAAAUAUAUGUGAAAAUUCCUUUAAUA